This is a messenger RNA of Ilex paraguariensis (yerba mate), 354 nucleotides long. The record is from the annotation of a GenBank genome assembly. Lineage: Eukaryota; Viridiplantae; Streptophyta; Magnoliopsida; Aquifoliales; Aquifoliaceae.
AUGGUGGGGGUGUAUGCUGUUGCGAGGAAUGUGUGGGCCACAAAAGGAGAAGAGCAAGAAGCGGCCAAGAAGGAAUUCAUAGAAAUCCUUAAGGUGCUGGAGGGAGAGCUUGGUGACAAGCCUUAUUUUGGGGGUGAAACCUUUGGAUUGACAGACAUAUCUCUUAUUGGAUAUUACUGCUGGUUUUACGCGUACGAGAAGUUUGGAAAUUUCAGCAUAGAGUCUGAGUGCCCCAAGUUGAUUGCAUGGGUCAAAUGGUGCAUGGAGAAGGAGAGUGUGUCCAAGUCUCUUACUGAUCCUCACACGGUCUAUGACUUCGUUCUGGGGAUGAAAAAGAGACUUGGACUAGAGUAA